Molecule: messenger RNA, 3323 nt
Organism: Scleropages formosus (Asian bonytongue)
Lineage: Eukaryota; Metazoa; Chordata; Actinopteri; Osteoglossiformes; Osteoglossidae
Gene: mbtps2
Product: membrane-bound transcription factor peptidase, site 2
Exons: 10
Coding region: 1084-2622 (512 amino acids)
Biological process (GO): membrane protein intracellular domain proteolysis; regulation of response to endoplasmic reticulum stress
Cellular component (GO): membrane; cytoplasm
Molecular function (GO): protein binding; metalloendopeptidase activity
Source: RefSeq, a predicted model, not a curated record
UAUUAUAAAAAAAAAAAAUCACAUACAACGCCAGAGAGUAGUGGCUGUGUAGUUUAGUAAAGGCUCAUCUGGGAAUGAGCAUAAACUUAUGGUGCGUGAACGUUUACGCCGUACCGUACGCGAGCCGGAGACAUCGUGGACGAAGCGAGUACGGAAAAGGUGAGUUUUCAGACCCUUCUUGGAUGUAAACGGAGUUUCGGCGGUCCCGAGCGACGGGGGAAGGUCGUUCCGCCACAACGGAGCCGGAACCGAGAACCUCCGUGCUUUACCUUUCGUGCGCGGGACCACCAAGCGAGCGCUUCCUCCUGGUCCGGAAGUCCAGCGAUGCUCUAAUGUCCUUAACUUGUCCUGUCCACCGCAACCUGGGCAUCACGUGGAGACGGAAGUGCUGAAGCAUGACAAGGGCAAAAGGCUACAGUAUUUCUCAGGUGCGAUAUGGUGAUGUGAUGGCGUGUAAGGCAGGUGGUCCCGACCAGCGGCAGGGUGCUGCUCCGAUGAACCCGCCCACAAUGGAGCGGUUAUGUGAACUGUAAGAGAACACGAAGAAUGAACACACGUGAACACCAAGUGUUUCUUCUUCCUUCGCUCACACAUGUCACUCGUGACAAAACAAUACUGAUGUCCACACGCACGCGACACUUGCACAGGUGUUUUUCCACUUUCUUUUUGGAAUCUUUUCUUUUGCUCACUGCUUUUCUGCACCACCGGAACACUUGUGUUUUUAGUUGGCAGCCAUUGAAACAGAAAAAGAAAAAAGAAAAUAAAAGUAACAUGAAUGGAAUGGCAGGCAAAACGUUUUGUAAAUGAAACGAAAUCACUGCUGGACACUAAGGCAGGAAGAAAUGCAUUGCUCUGCAGCCGCUCAAGGAUGGUUGGUGGGAUGGCUGCCGAGGCCCCCCUGUACGGGGGGGUAGACAAAAUAACAGAAACGGCCUGUGAAAAGGGAGUUCGGCUUUGAAGUAACUAAAUGGCAGUUAAAACACAGCUGCAAAGCUGCAUCAUUUUGGCCAACUGCCAUUGAAGAAAAGUUGUUUGUUGUCGUCACAUGAGCAGCGUUCCACAUUUUCGAGUUGUGAUGGUGGUAUGUCGUGUUCAGUCACCCACUGUGGUAAAGUCGUGAUCCAGCUCACAGCCACAAGGCGCACCUCAUCCUCUAUCCCACAGUCCUCGAGUAGCAUGAAGAGCAGCUACGAGUCCUGGCUGUCCUCCAGCGGCCUGUCCCUGUCUCCCUUCCACGUGCGCUGGCAGACUGGGCUCUUCAACCACCUCUUCGCCAAGUGUGCACGUCUGAAUCCCACCUUCCUCUACCUGUGGUUCACUGCAGGGAUGGUGUUCGGUGUGGUUGCCAUGUUUGGGUCGGUGGUCCUGCUGAGCCGCACCCUCAUGCAGACUCUGGCCCAAAUGAUGUCGGAGAGCCCAGCGGGUACCGGCCAGCAGGCGCUGCAGGUGGUGGUGCCCGGUGUGAAUCUGCCUGUCAGCCAGCUGACAUACUUCUUUGUGGCCAUUCUGCUUAGUGGAAUAAUACACGAGUUCGGCCAUGGAGUGGCAGCGCUGCGGGAGCAGGUGAGGCUCAACGGCUUCGGGAUGUUCCUGUUUGUGAUUUACCCCGGUGCGUUCGUGGACCUGUUCACCACGCACCUGCAGCUCAUCUCUCCUGUCCAGCAGCUGCGUAUAUUCUGUGCAGGGGUGUGGCACAACUUUGUGCUCUGUGUGGCUGCGCUGACUCUGCUCAUGCUGCUCCCCCUCCUCCUGUUCCCCCUCUACGCCACGGGCACCGGAGCACUUGUCACGGAGGUCGUACAGGGGUCCCCUGCCAGUGGAAGUCGGGGGCUGUUCGUCGGUGACCUGGUGACCCGGCUGGAAGACUGCUCGGUUCACACGGUUGAAGACUGGCACUCGUGCAUCCGGCGGCUCUCGCUGGCUUCCCAGACUGGGUACUGCGUCCGCACCUCCAGCCUGCACCUCAGCUGGGCUGCUGGACGAGGUAUCGGACAGGGAUCGGCACCAGAGCUGGGGAGAGAGGGCGGAGCAUACAGGCGCCUGGACGGAACUAUGGAGUGCUGCAAUAACAGCAGCCUGACCGACCUCUGCUUCUCCUACCGCAACAAUGACCUCGAGGGCAGGAUGUACGCCUGCCUCCCGGCCCGGAAGACCAUGGAGGCCAGUCGGACGUGCCGGAGCAACGCGGACUGCCAGACGGACUUGAGGCCCGGUCUCUGUGUGGUCCCGUCGCUGGAGAACCAGACCCGCCUGAUUCGGGUCAGACACCCGCCCCAGCCGGACAUGUUGUUUGUGGGCUACCCUCCGCACCUCGAGCACUCGGUAAGUCUGACCAACUUUGUUCCCCGCUUUGGAUUUCUUCAUCUGGACAUGCCGGGGGCCAUUGACACGUUUUGCAAGUAUGUGGUGUCCCUGUCCGGUGCUCUGGCAGUGGUGAACGCCGUGCCCUGCUUCGCCUUGGACGGUCAGUGGAUGCUCACAUCCUUCCUGGAGGCAGCACUCACUUCGCUUGUGGUGGAGAAGAGCAACCGUGAGCUGCUGGGCUUCUUCAUCCUGCUUGGCGGCAGCGCGCUGCUGGCUGCCAACGUGGCGCUUGGCCUGUGGAUGGUCACUGCCCGUUAGACCCUUCCGGUGUGUCGGAGCUCUGCUGCUGGGAAGGGGCGCCUGCCACAUCCGCACAACUCCCAGAAUUCCUUUGGACUUUGGAGCCUGGCUGCUUGCGCAGGGCCGCGAGGCGUCUGCUCCCGCGGGGUCCGCCCGCACCGGACUCUCGGCCGAGCUGGACCGCCUUGCGGCUGGAGGCCUUUCCCUUCACCCGUCCCACCCUGGAGCCGCACCGCCCCCCCGAGACCUGUGUGCCGGUAGUAAUAACGCCUGGACUCAGAACUGGUGUAAGUGGUCACUAACUAGAUGUGAGAUUUGAACAGCGCCAGUGGUGAACAAGUCCUGUGGAGCUCAGACACUCGCUCAGGCAUUCUUGUCGUUUGCUGACUACUUGUGACAUUGAGCCAAUCGCAGUGCGUGAAAAGCACCGCGGUACAGAUUGCUGAGCUCCAGUCUGUGUUUUCCAAGAAUUGCAUCGGGUGCUCUGCCUGCUCGUACCGGGGUAGCGUCCCACUCUGGGUACAGUAGUGCGAGGACGUGGCCCUGCGGAAUGGGGAAGCAAGGGCUGCAUAGAGCGCACUCUCGCACGCACCAGCACACGCGAGGAGGCCAGAGCGGCGCAAAGGCAGACGCUCCAGGAACGGGAACCCAGGAGCCAUGUUUGGGUAUCUGAGUCCAAUGUCCCUUGUCAAUAAAGGCCUUCGUCGCCUUCACAAUUC